AUGCCGCUUCCGUCAGCACAGACGCGUCGCUUUAUUAAAAGAGCAAGAGGUGCUGGUGCCACUGGGCAGGCCUCGGUGCUCCGCGUCUCCCGGGAGCACUACUUGCGGAGUGAUCUACCGCUGCCUCCGGAGCCAGCCCUGCGGCCGUUUCUCUUGGUACCCGACACGAACGUAGUGCUGCGUGCAGCGAGCCUUUUCGAACUCGAUGCCGUCCAGGAGGUUGUCUUUUUGCAGACCGUGCUGCAGGAGACCCGCAAACAAAGUCCAGAGACCUACGAUCGCAUACGGCGACUGUUAGCUUCCCCGGAAGCGAAGCGCCGACACCUCUACCUCUUCAGCAAUGAACACUGUGCAGCAACGUUCUCGGAGCCACUAAAGGGUGAGUCACCAAACGACUACUACGACCGGCUGAUUCGCAAGUCUGUGGCGUGGUUGAAUACUCAGUACAACGCACUGCAGGGGCCGCGAGUGGUGCUCCUCACCGAGGAUCGCGAGAACGCUCGUCGAGCCAGAGACGAUGAUCAUCUGGUUACCUUCAGCCUCGCGCAAGUGGAUGCAUGGUGUGCGGGCGCUGCAGACACGCGAGUUAGGGACCUAGUGGCAGACUCUGGCGGUCACCAUGAUGCAGCACUGAACGAAAGCGCUUCGGAAAAAGCGCAUGCAGCACCUGCGUCCAGGACGGAGUCUGCGCCCUACCCGGAGUACUGGCCAGUCGACAAGGUUGAACGCGCGCUCGCCAGUGGUAAACUGUUCCGUGGCGUAUUUCGUGCAACCAUGUAUGAGCCGUUGGAGAGCGGUGUAGUGGUCAUUCGGUCGCCAGCGGGAAAUGCGGAGCCCCAGAAGACACAGGUCGCCACACAAGUGCAGCCAGCGCUGCGCAUUCGGGUCCAGGGCGCUGCCGCCGUGAAUCGUAGCGUUGACGGAGACCUCGUCGCUGUGCUACCACUGGACGGCGUUGUCGACGGAGCAGCCAGUGCUGGUCGAAAUGCGAUACCGACCAUCGACGCAGACGCCUUCAGUAGCGUGACAGAGCAGGUGGUGACAGCUGCCUCUGCACUGGGAUCCGAGUCCUCGGAUCCGCUGGCUUCGACGCCUUCCCAGGGGCCUCGUCUUGGGAAGAUUGUUGCAGUGCUUGAGCGCCGUUGGCGUGCGCAGUACUGUGGAUCGCUGCAGGCCAAAUACACCGCAGAUACAUUGAGUUUCCAAGGUCGCAGACGACACCUCUUUUUGCCGGUGGAUCGGCGGAUACCCCCGAUCCUACUGGAGACACUGCAGGCAGCGUCUCUCUACGGCAAGCGGGUGGCUGUUGCUCUUGAUCGCUGGGAUACCCAAUCGCGUUUCCCGGUUGGUCAUGUGGUCAGCGUGCUGGGGCGCAUUGGCGAUGAGCAAGUCGAAACGCAGGUUUUGCUUCUGGAGAACGGCAUUGUGACCCGACCGUUUUCGGAGGCGGCGCUAGCGUGUCUGCCUCCACCAGACUUUUCCGUUGCGCCUGCCCCGAUGGAUACCACGCUGGUUGGUCGCCUCGAUUUGCGGUCUAUGUUUGUUUUCAGUAUCGACCCACCGGGGUGCACCGACAUCGACGAUGCGUUGCACUGCCGCCUCGUGGAUCGGAGCAAUGGACAGGGAGCAAAUGCGAGAGCGUCGACUCGCCUUCAAGUUGGCGUGCAUAUCGCUGAUGUGGCGAGCUUCGUUCGAGCAGGGACAGCACUCGAUGAAGAGGCACGGGAGCGUGGCUGCACUGUCUACCUGGUGGACCAGCGCAUCGAGAUGCUGCCGGCGCUGCUAACGAGCAACCUGUGCUCGCUGGUUGCGGGCAAGGAUCGGUAUGCGUUCUCGGUUCUCUUCGAGUUGGACGUUGAAUCUGCCCAGAUUAACGAUGUCCAGUUUACACGCAGCAUGAUUAGGUCACGAGCAUCGUUGACCUACGAACAGGCUCAGUUGAUGCUGGAUGCAUUGGUUGUCGACAAACAGAGCGCGAAGCAACUGGGGAUACCGCCCGAGCUAGGCGAAGCGCUGCCGCUUCUAGCCCGCGUUGCAGGAAGACUGCGGGCUGAACGACUCGCCAAUGGUGCGCUCAUUCUCGCGUCACCGGAGAUCCGUUUCGAGCGAGCGGAUGGUGAGAGCCCGAGUCCCAGCGUUGGUUCAGGCUCCAGUUGUCGCAGUUUUGACACGCACCACCUCGUCGAGGAGUUUAUGCUGCUCGCAAAUGUGACGGUAGCUAAGCGCAUUGUGCACCAGUUUCCGCACUCGGCGUGCUUGCGCCGACAUCCUCCGCCGAGUGUCGAGCAGUUUGAGCCACUGGUACGGGCGGCAGCAGCAUACGGAAUCGAGAUGCACGUGGAUUCGUCCAAGGCGCUUGCGGCAAGUCUCGACGCCGUCUCAACGACCUCAGCUGGCCAAGAGGACCCACUGCUGGAAGAGCUGUUUCGGAUGCUUGCAACUCGUUGCAUGAUGCAGGCUGCAUACUGCUCCGCUGGCUCGGCUCCUGCGUCAUCCUACUACCACUACGGACUCGCAGUGCCGCUGUAUACCCAUUUCACGUCACCGAUACGGCGCUAUGCCGACAUUAUUGUACAUCGCCAAUUGGCAGCAAGCUUGGGGUAUGAGGAUGCUCCUGGUGAGUUGCUCAUGAAUGAGCAAGUCGAACGUAUCUGUGAACACGUGAACGAACGCUAUCGCAAUGCACAGGCCGCAGGACGAGCGAGUUCUGCGCUCCAUGUGUUGCUCUGGUUCCAUCGGCAAUGCCAACGCCCAGCUCAUGAAGCACGCGAUACGGCCUCGAUGCUAGAGACAGACGGCCGAAUUCUGCGAUUCUUGUCGACUGGAUUUGUGGCGUACCUGCCCAAGUUUGGUAUUGAGGGCGUCGUUCGCGUAGACGGUGCAGAGACCUCCUGGGUAUUGAGCCCUGAUUCGCAAACGAUCCUCCAUAAGGACUCGGGAGUGACGUACCGUAUUUUGGGCGCUUGUCGUAUUCGAAUUGUUAUUGAUGAAAAUGCUGUCGGUGCCGAUCGUAUUCGAUUCGAGCUGCUUCCUAGGAACGCCAACAACGCCGUUCAAAGUCGAACGACGUCGGGCGUGUGCAGUAGUGGCGGCAACCGCGCCCAAGACGAAACGUCUCCUACUGACGUACAGAUGCCACCAAAAUAA
Molecule: messenger RNA, 3147 nt
Organism: Cyanidioschyzon merolae strain 10D
Lineage: Eukaryota; Rhodophyta; Bangiophyceae; Cyanidiales; Cyanidiaceae
Product: mitotic control protein dis3
Exons: 1
Coding region: 1-3147 (1048 amino acids)
Biological process (GO): rRNA catabolic process
Cellular component (GO): nuclear exosome (RNase complex); cytoplasmic exosome (RNase complex)
Molecular function (GO): RNA binding; 3'-5'-RNA exonuclease activity; endonuclease activity
Source: RefSeq, a predicted model, not a curated record